Triticum urartu is the source of this 1251-nucleotide messenger RNA. RefSeq lists its product as uncharacterized. Lineage: Eukaryota; Viridiplantae; Streptophyta; Magnoliopsida; Poales; Poaceae. The record is from RefSeq and is a predicted model, not a curated record.
GCCGUCGCCGUGUAAUCAACCAGCAGCCAACACACAUUGCCAUCGCCGGCCGGUGUGUUCAGCUUGCUCCCAGUCCCAGUACAAGUACAGUACGUUCAAAGCCAUGGCGGACGGCGACCAGAACCAGCAGCCGCCGCGCUACUGGUUCCCCUACUGGAGCCCGGUGCGCCCGCAGCUGUCGCGCCGCCUCUCCCCGCCCUCCUCGCCCGCAGUGCCGUCCUCGCCGCGCCGCCCGUCGCCCUCCCACCCACGCCAACCCACUCCUCCUCGUGCGGCCCACAGCCAGGCGUCCUCCCGCCCGUCCCCGUCCCCGUCCCCGUCCCGGGCCUCGCCGCUCGCGCCCAUCCGAGAGCCGCCCAACAGCAACUCCAACGCCGGUGCUACUGCCAGGCCGCCUCCUAAGCCGGUCGCUCUACCCGCGACGCCCAAGCCCAAGGAUGUCGACGUCGUCCCGCAGACGGAGAAAGCCGCCGUGCACCCGACUCCUGCUGCGGCUGAGACCAAGCACGGCAAGGCCGCCCAACACCACCACAAGGAGAAGGAGGCUGACAAGGACGAGCACAAGAGCAAGGACAAGAAGCACCACGCCGGCGAGGACGGCAAGCACAAGGACAAGGAGAAGAAGCACCACGCCGACGCCGGCGAGGAGAGCAAGCACAAGGAGAAGAAGCACCAUGCGGACGCCGGCGACGAGGGCAAGCACAAGGGGAAGGAGAAGGAGGCCAAGGCGGAGCACGGGAAGCUGCACGGCGAGCUCAAGGCCGACAUGGUGCGCAGGGCCACCGGCUCCGGGCACGGGCAGGGGGCGAGCGUGAUCACGCUGGCCGGGGAGAACAAGGGCGCGUCCAUGAAGGUGGGCGGCAAGGGCAAGGACGGCUCGUGGAAGGAGCACCACGGCGGCCACCGGCUGGACGGGAAGCCGGUGGACGGGCAGAAGAAGCAGGGGAUGAUGACGGCGCUGAUCAACAGCAACGUGCAGGUGAUCAACAACUCGCUGCUGCUGCACAGCUCAUGCAACGGUGGCGACCCCGGCGUGCACCUCAAGCUCUCCGCCAAGUCCGCCAACAAAGACAAGCAGAAGCAUGCCGCUGCAAAGAAAUGAGCGCCGUCGACGACUCAUCUGAGCCGUCCAGUUGUAACUAUAUUAUGCAAAUAAGAGCAAUUCUAACAGAUCAUGCCCCAAGGCUGAAACCACACCACAAUUGUUAUGAUUCCCAAGCUACUUUCUCCAGAAAAAGGUAUUGCAGUUUA